Contarinia nasturtii (swede midge) is the source of this 2902-nucleotide messenger RNA. Its product is annotated as protein 5NUC-like. The coding region runs from base 611 to 2410 and encodes 599 amino acids. Gene Ontology annotation, molecular function: 5'-nucleotidase activity. NCBI's taxonomy places the organism in Eukaryota, Metazoa, Arthropoda, Insecta, Diptera, Cecidomyiidae. The record is from RefSeq and is a predicted model, not a curated record. The transcript is spliced from 7 exons. Gene Ontology annotation, biological process: AMP catabolic process. Gene Ontology annotation, cellular component: plasma membrane.
CUCGCUCAAAUUUUUGAUGAUAUAUUUUGAAUAACGACAUUUCUCCAUAAUCAUUGUUUUUUACAUAUGUUUAUUAAUGAACAAUCAAAAUGCCUGUGUCAAUAAGCAGUGGUUGGUUAAACAAAAGAAUGUCGAGCGAAUAAAAAAAGCGCGUUGAUUUUGCUUCCAAUUCGGAUUCAUUUGUCAAUUUGUUGAAGAGUUGUACAAAACGAUAAGUAUUUGUUGUGUGUGUGUGUAUGUGCUUUUUUCGUUCCUUCUCUCUUUUCGAUUCGAUAUUGUUUAAGGUAGGUUGUUGCUGCCUAUGAAUAUGCUCAAUGUGUAUAUGAGGCAAUAAUCAGCUGAAAGACAUAUGAAAAGUGCGCCCACAAUCAAAUUGUAAUCAGUCUGCGACGUACAUCAGCUGAGAGGCACACUCCGUCAAAAUUCGUAAUAUCGGACACAUCGUCUUUCAUUCCACCAUCGUUAUAGCUACGAUAUAUUCAAUUUAAUGGAUUGGAGACAAUAAAGAAAAUUCUCAUAAAGUGGCAUCGAUUCUUGUGUUUAGUGUAUUUUUCCAGCUAAAGCAUUUUUUAUUCUGUUCGUGAACUUGAUUUAUUAUAUAUAAACAAAAAUGAUCCGAAUUAAAUCAUAUUAUCGGAUUUGCAUUGCCCUAGUAAUUGGUCUGUUAGUGGAUAUCGCACGAACAAUACCCCUACAAAAUGGAUCAAAUAAAAAUUCAGCAUUAGACUUGAUCAUUUUACAUAAUAAUGAUAUGCAUGCACGCUUCGAACAGACUGAUAAAUUUUCGUCAACAUGUCAUCCCGACGAAAUUGUUGAAAAUAGAUGCUAUGGUGGCAUGGCACGUGUUUCAUACGUAAUAAAAGAGUAUCGAAAAAAGGCGGAAAAAGGUGGACCAGCCGUUUUAUAUUUGAAUGCUGGCGACACUUACACUGGAACACCGUGGUUCACAAUUUUCAAGGACAAAAUUGUUUCAGAAUUCAUGAAUAUUCUCAAACCUGAUGCCAUUUCAUUAGGAAAUCAUGAAUUAGAUUUGGGCAUAGAUGGGUUGGUGCCGUUCUUGAAUGAUGUCACAUUUCCAGUGUUAGUGUCCAAUAUAAACAAUUCAGCUGAUCAUAUUUUAUGGCAAACGGCCGCACUGAAAAAGUCCGUGGUGUUUGACAUUAAAGGAUUCAAAGUUGGUGUUAUCGGUUAUCUUACACCAGAAACAAAACUGGUUGCAACUCCAAACGAUUUGGAAUUCAUUCCAGAAGUAUUGGCAAUCAAUGAUGAAUCGGAAGCAUUAAAAAAUAAAGGUGUUAACAUAAUUAUUGCGCUGGGUCAUUCUGGUUAUGAUGUUGAUAAGGAUAUUGCAAAGAAAUGUCCACUUGUCGAUGUUGUAAUCGGUGGCCAUUCGAAUACAUUUUUGUAUUCGGGUCAACAGCCGGACAUUGAAAAAAUCAAUGGUCCAUAUCCAACGGUAAUUAAACAAACCAGUGGCAAAGAAGUGCCCGUUGUUCAAGCCUAUGCAUAUACGAAAUACCUUGGUGAGUUGGAAUUGAGUUUUGAUGCGAAUGGAAAUUUGAUUCAUUGGGGUGGUGCACCAAUUCUGUUGAACGGAUCUAUAGAACGUGAUCCAGAAACUUUGGAUUUAUUGGAAAAAUAUCGUCCAUCCGUAAUCGAAUUAACGACAACCGAGAUCGGCUACACAAAGGUGCACUUAGAUGGUGACUCAUGUCGCAAAACUGAAUGUAAUCUCGGCAAUAUGAUUUCGGAUGCGCUUGUUUAUACAAGAGUUAAUCAGCACCAGGGUGAAUAUUGGACAGAUGCAGCUGUUUGUUUUGUACAAGGCGGUGGCAUACGUGCAUCGAUGCCAUUUGGAAAAAUUACAAAGUUUGAUUUGAAAACAAUAUUACCGUUUAACAAUUCAAUGCUGAUAAUGAACAUUACCGGCGCCGGAAUUCUACAAGCUCUUGAACAUUCGGUUAAACAAUACACCGGCGAUCGAGGUGAGUUCUUACAAAUGUCUGGACUUCGGGUUGUGUAUGAUAUGGAGAAAGUGUCCGGUCAUCGAGUUAAGUCGGUAGAGAUUUUGUGUGCCGAUUGUGAACUUCCACAGUAUUCAAAACUCGAAUCGAAAAAAAUGUACGGCAUCAUUAUAUCGCAAUUCUUAUUCGAAGGUGGCGACGGAUUUUCAAUGUUCAAAGAAUAUAAUGUACAAAGCAUGGAUAUCUCGGAAUUUGAAGCUGUACAACGGUAUAUUCAUGACUAUGGAACAGUUUAUCCAGUGGUCGAAGGUCGCAUCACAAUGCUCAAAUUAUCUACAUUUGGCAUCAAUCCCCCUGCCAAAACCGGAAGUGGUGCGCCACGAUGCACUGUUUCGUUGUCUAUCAUCUUACUGACGGCCGUGUCGUUGUUUAAUUACUUUCAAUAGACAAUAGAAUAGUGUUUCAUUUUUUUUUCUUUGUUCAUGUAUCAAUUAUUUCACGACACAUUAUUAAGCAUUAUUUUAAAUCAUAAGCAAUCAAAAAAAAUAAAAAAAUAAUGGUAGAUAAUUUGUACAAUUAUGUAAUUUGUAGUAAGAUUUUUGUGUAAUCUUUUUUAAAAAAGACAAUUUCAAUAGCAAUAGCUGUUACAUUGUAAAAAUUAGCUUUGUCACUUGAGUUCUCUUGCAAAUAAAUUCACGAACGCCAAUUUAUUCAUUUGAAAAAUGAAAUCACAUGAAUUAUGGUGGAAAAAGUUUAAAUAGAUAAAAAUCUUAAAUUAAUCACUUAAUUUUUUUUAAAGCGCUCUUUUUUCAAAAAGAUUUAUUUCAGGGAAGAAAUGCGCAGAUCAAGAAAUAAAAAAAUAGCCGAAAUUAUUUUAUCCAUCCACAUCAAUGGUGUGAUCGAUAAUGUUUUAAUAAAAAAGAAUCACUUUGAAAAAA